Cydia splendana is the source of this 1061-nucleotide messenger RNA. RefSeq lists its product as uncharacterized. The transcript has 4 exons. Gene Ontology annotation, cellular component: transcription regulator complex; nucleus. The record is from RefSeq and is a predicted model, not a curated record. Gene Ontology annotation, molecular function: DNA binding. Bases 370 to 1050 code for a protein of 226 amino acids. NCBI's taxonomy places the organism in Eukaryota, Metazoa, Arthropoda, Insecta, Lepidoptera, Tortricidae. Gene Ontology annotation, biological process: regulation of transcription by RNA polymerase II.
CUGCAAUCUCCGACUAAACGCACCGAAAUCAAUUCGACUCCGCUCCGCUGCGAUUAUCGUGGCCAUGCGCAGAGCGCAGUCGCGCGUCAGUCGCACGCCCGGCCGCGGACGCGAUUGUCGCGUCACAAAAACGCACGAUAAAAAACAUGCUGAUUGUCGUUGACAUUGACAUCCCACGAUUUAGAAAGUGAUGGAUAUCUUGUUUUGAACCUUAAUUUUAUGUAGUGAGGAUUCAUUUUGCUUUCAAGGUCAAAAUAACCUAACUUUUAUAAUCAAUAGGCGUUCAUUUCCAUACUGAAUAAGUAAUCUAUGUAUUCUAGAAGCGAUUAAAUGUAAAUUCACAUAAUAAAUUUGUUUAUAAGGACUAAGAUGUACGAGUUCGAACAUUUGAAUCCGACUCGAUUGAUAGAAGAAGUGAAGGCUAGGCCGGCUUUGUACAAGUCGGACCAACCGGCGGAUAGGGAAGAAAAGUUAGCGCUAUGGAAGCAAGUGGGGGCCGCACUGUUUCAAGACUGGGAAAGUUACAGCAAAGCCAUGGCUUAUGAUAGAGUGUUGCAGCUUCAGAAAAAAUGGCGGUCGUUGCGCGACGCGUACAACCGCGAGCUGAGGGCUCGGAAGACAGGUGUGCGGAUCAACGCGAGAGUGUACAUGCACUUCAAACGAAUGAGCUUUCUCGGGGGAUACGAGGGCGAGCUCAGCGAAGAAGACGACGUCGAAGAAGACGACCCUCUACCAGUCAAGGUCAAGAAGCCCCGCACCAAGAAACGUAAAGCCAAAGAAUCCUCGUCAGAGAACGAGGGGCCUGCUGAAGAGUUCGAGAUGCCGUUACCCGUCUUCCCUCCCUUGGAGACAGGGGAGGACAGCGAUAGAUUGUUCCUGCUGUCAUUCUUGCCGGAGAUGCGGCAGUUGCCACCGAAGAUUAAGAUGUGGGCUAGAGCGCGGAUCGCGAGGAUUAUGCAGGAAGCCGUUACAAGCCAGUACAACGAACCAGGUGUCAGUUCACAAGCAGAAUCAGAUAUAAAGUUGAUGCGAAGUGAGAGCGACGAAUAGUCAUUAUUUAU